Messenger RNA from Corapipo altera (White-ruffed manakin), 4251 nucleotides. RefSeq names its product calmodulin 1 (gene CALM1). Gene Ontology annotation, molecular function: calcium ion binding. The coding region runs from base 16 to 876 and encodes 286 amino acids. Lineage: Eukaryota; Metazoa; Chordata; Aves; Passeriformes; Pipridae. The record is from RefSeq and is a predicted model, not a curated record. The transcript is spliced from 6 exons. Gene Ontology annotation, cellular component: myosin II complex.
ACCGGCUCGGCCGAGAUGCCCUCGCUCCGCGGGUCCCAGCCCGGAGAGCGGCGGAAACCCGGCGGUGAGAGAGCUCCCCGCCGGCUGCGCAGGCACAGCGUUCAGCGGGGAAGGGUCACUGGCGGGGCCGGGCUGCCCUCGCCCCUCCGGGCGCGCUCGGCCGCGGGGCUGCGGGAGCGGCCCCACCGGCAGAGGGGCGGGGCCGGGCCGCGGAGGGGGCAGGGCCGCCCGCCGCAGUCACCUCGCACAUACCGCGCCGGGAGGAGGGAAAAGGGCCCCGCUCCGGCGGAGGGAUACAGCCCCACGUAUAUAUCCGGACGGCGCAGGCUCACAGCCCCAGCACUCUGCGAGCCGCGCCGGGAGGAGGCAGCAGCCGCCGCCGCCGCUCGUGGUCGCGCAGUUCGUGCAGCCGCCGCCGGGCCCGCCAUGGCUGAUCAACUGACUGAAGAACAGAUUGCUGAAUUCAAGGAAGCCUUUUCCCUAUUUGACAAAGAUGGUGAUGGUACUAUCACAACAAAAGAACUGGGGACUGUCAUGAGGUCACUGGGUCAAAAUCCAACAGAAGCAGAAUUGCAGGAUAUGAUCAAUGAGGUAGAUGCUGAUGGCAAUGGCACUAUCGACUUCCCUGAAUUUUUAACCAUGAUGGCCAGAAAAAUGAAGGACACAGACAGCGAGGAAGAAAUCCGUGAGGCAUUCCGAGUCUUUGACAAGGAUGGCAAUGGCUAUAUCAGUGCAGCAGAACUACGUCAUGUUAUGACAAACUUAGGAGAAAAGCUAACAGAUGAAGAAGUAGACGAAAUGAUCAGAGAAGCAGACAUUGAUGGGGAUGGGCAAGUCAACUAUGAAGAAUUCGUACAGAUGAUGACUGCAAAGUGAAGAGACCUCCUUUACACCUUUUUUCCUCUAGAAGAAUCAAAUUGAAUCUUUUACUUACCUCUUGCAAAAAAAAUGUUCAUUUAUUCAUUCUGUUUCUGUAUAGCAAAACUGAAUGUCAAAUUACCUUCUGUCCACAAACUGCAUGUAAUGGUUGGUGGUCCUGUCCCCAAAAGAUAAAGUUAAACAUCAGUUUUACAAUAUAAAUAAUUGUACUACCUUGAAAAUAAAAAAAAAAAAGGAAGCACUUAGUGAACUCAGAAGUUCCAUUUGCUAAUGACUAUUACACUGUUUGGGCUGGCCAGUUUUUCAUGCAUGCAGCUUGACAAUUGAGCACAGUCAGACAUGUGUAUUAAAAGGAAAAAAACAACCUAAAGGAUCCACUCUUUUGUUCAAUAGUGGAUUCUAGUUCAAUUUGUAGUGUAAAUUGUCAUAGCUGGUUUACUUUAAAAUUGGUUUAUACCUCAGGAUGGUAUGCAGCAAAAUGGUUGAAGGAUGCAAAACUUAAAGAAAAUGCCCUAAAGGUUGAAUGGUUCUCCUGUACGUAGCAGUGUGCUCCAAAAAUACGAUGAUCUUAACUAUGGGUGGCAUGUCUGUGUUAAAAUACUGGUUUAACAUUGUCUGCAUUGCACUAUAGUGAAACGGGUGUCAGGCUGUUACCGUUCACAAAAUUUUUAAAAGAAACCUUCACCAAGGGAGCAUCUUUGGACUCUCAUGUUUUUAAAACCUUCUGUACCAUGACUUGGAGCUGGCGGAGUAGCCUGUGGACUUCAGCACAACUAUCAACAUUGCUGUUCAAGAUAUUACAAUUUAUGUCCAUUCCAAGUUGUAAAUGCUAGUCUUUUUUUUCCAAUAAAAGACCAUUAACUUAAAGGUGGUGUUAAAUGCUUUGUAAAGUUAAAAUAUAUAUAUAUAAUUGAGAUAAUAAACCAAAAAAGCAGUAGGAGGGAAGUGUUUCUAUGAAUGACUUGCUGCUAAAUUAUAAUGCACAUGUAUGCAAUAAGUUAUCCCCUAUCUUUUCAAGAUGGCAAGAACUGACCUCCUGUAACCCAAGACCUUUGCUAUAAAUAAAUGAACUUGUGCUUGCCUUUCAUAUUACGACAAUGUUAAUUUAGUUGGUCUCAAAGUCGUGUAAUGCUGACUCGUCAACUAUCAGCACAGAAGUAACACCUCAUUUCACUACAGUGGAGAGCUCUGAGCAUGCAUGUCAAUACUGGGGAAACAUGUAUAGGUUGCUUAUUCUUUUUGACAGGUUAUAGAAACUAGUUGAAGAAUUUAAACAGCAUGGACUUCAUAGAUAUCUAUGAUUCUCAAACAUGCCAAAAAUGCAUUUAUCUACCCACAGAAAGAAAACAAAAGGACAUUUUACAGUAUGUACUAAAAAAACCAAACUAAGCCUUUUUGGAAACUGGGGCUAUUAUGUCUUGACUUAUCUUCUCAAACACUUGCAUGAAUUUUGUGGGGUGGAGAAGAGGACUAGGGUUAAUUUAAAAACGAUCUUGUUACUUCUGCUUUGCAUGCACUAGCAGUGCUUAGUCAUUCCAGUUCUCUGAAUAAGUGUUCUCUGAUCCUUCAGCUUACCCAUGAAUGAGUGGCAAAGCAGCCGUGUGCAGUCUUCUUUGUCUGAAAGAAGAAUGCUUUUUCUCUCUUUUUUUUUCUUUUUUUUUUUUUUUUUUUUUAGCAUCGGAGCCUCCAUGUGGAAGGCUUUUAUGCUUGGGAGGGAGGGAUUACUGCAUAAUCACUUGACUGUAAGUUUGUUUCCAAAUGUAACUAGAGUUGCAAACCUUAAUUGCUUAAUUGCCUUUGGUUUUGGAGAGUACUGAUACUAUCUCUUGGAAAAGAUGCAAGUCUCCAUUCAUCCUGUCUAACUGAGGUGCCUGUGUUAAGAACUUGGUUGCUUGAAGUACGGCUUUGCUCAGUGAGGUGUCAAGAGACACCUCCAGAAGGCAAUUGAGACUAUCUGCCUUCACUGAUAUUUUUAUUCUUUUCCUGGGGGGUGGGGGGAGACCUGGGUGACUAGGGACCCAGACACCUUAACAAAGUGCCUAAGGUUAGAUGGGCUGAAUGCAGGCAACUGUUUAGAUAUCAUUUGUUGCAAAGGCUGAUUGCUGUGGCUGCUGUCUUAACAAACUGGCCACAUGAUGGGAAUGUCUGACUACCAUUUGAAAGUGGAGUCUUGCAUAGCAGCUGCAAACUGCUACUUCAGUAGUGCUUGAGAAUGGCUGCACUGAUUCUGUAGACCAGCUUUUAAAGAGAACAUACUCAAGAGACAGGCAAGGUAGGAGCAAUGGUUGCAGCUCUGAACUAAUUACUUCUGCCUGAGUGUGCAGAGAUCUUGUCUAGUAGGUAAAUGCUUCUUACCAUCUAUCUGUCAUUCACUCACGGUUGGUAGGGUAGUUCAUUUAAGAACAGCUGCUUUUAGCUUAUUCAGUGUGCCCUGUGCUUGCUAGCAAACAGACCUCAUUCUGCAAGAGGUUCUUGGCUUGAUUAGAAAUUGUCUGGCAGUGUGCAGUGUUGGUAUGCCCUGUAACUGAAUCUGCCUGGAGGUAUCUAAUUAUUAACUGACUUCAGUACCACAUCAACCUCGAGUAAAUGUAUCCUCUGUACAGGACUUUAGCUCUGUUCCCUUCUGCAUAGUGAAUAUCUAGAAAAUGAAAUGGUGUCAUCGAGGUCUUUUUUAUUUUCUUUUUUACUUUUUUUUCCUGUGAGCGUGUGUGUGUGGCUUUGGCUUUUUCCAAAUGUGAAAGUGUGGGCUGGAUACACUUGGUGCAUGGCUUAGAAACAUGGGACUGGAAAGAACUUCCUGGGUCAUCAGAUCCAGUCCCCUGCUAUUGCAGGCAACCGUGUCAUAUAAUCCUUUUAAUAAACUGAUCAAGCUUAAACACCUGCUUGUAAGUGGCUUGUUUUCAUGGAAGUUCUGUAACUCAUGUUGCUCUCAACUGAUGCAAGUAAUAUAUGAAAUAUGAAGUUAAUCAAAAGGUCCUCCAGCUUAGCUUUAGGUUUAUCAUUACAUUUAUCUAACUGACUUUCUUGAACCUGUUACUCUUUGCACAACACUCAGGAAAGUGUUGAAUCUUUACACUCCCUUGCUAUGAAUAAGAGUUGGUGUGCUUGCUUAUUUUUUUUAAUGGAAAAGAUGGAUGUCUGGCUUGUUGAAACCUGUUAGAUAUGUUAAUUGUCAAGGCAAGAAACAAUUGAGUUACUUGUAUUUGAUACAUAAAUUUAAGGUUAGAGUAUACAUAACCAUUUUUAAAACACAUCAACUUGCAGUGUAGUUUUAUAUUUAAUACUGAAAUUGUACUGCUAAAGUUUAAACUGCUGUUAAUCAUAUUCCUCUUCUGAUCAUAAUGAAAAAAUAAAGGGUAAGAAAAUGCUUAA